CAGCGACCUGCAGGUGCGCCGACGUUUUAUGAUACUUUUAUUGCAGUCCUAACGCGACUAUGGGACAGUGUGGGAUUAAUUCAUCUAAAACCGUCUUGGUUUUUCUCAAUCUCAUAUUCUGGGCUGCAGCUGGAAUUCUAUGUUACAUCGGGGCCUAUGUGUUUAUCACAUAUGAUGACUAUGACCAUUUCUUUGAGGAUGUGUACACUUUAAUUCCGGCUAUCAUAAUAAUAGCAGUUGGGACUCUACUCUUCAUCAUUGGCUUAAUUGGCUGCUGUGCCACUAUACGUGAAAGCUCCUGUGGUCUAGCAACUUUCGCUGCAAUUCUCCUGCUGGUAUUUUUAACAGAGUGUGUGGUGGUGGUACUAGGCUACAUAUACAGAGCAAAGGUGGAGGAUGAAGUGAAUCAUUCCAUCCAGAAAGUGUACAAUGGAUACAAUGGCACAAACACGGAUGCCCCUAGCCGUGCUAUUGACUAUGUCCAGAGGCAGCUUCACUGCUGCGGCAUCCACAACUACUCUGACUGGAGGAACACAACCUGGUUCAAAGAAUCCAAGAACAAUAGUGUCCCGGUCAGCUGCUGUCAACCAAAUAUUAGCAACUGCACAGGCACGCUCAGUCGACCAGGAGAUCUCUACCAAGAGGGUUGUGAGGCUCUUGUUGUGAAGAAGUUAAAGGAAAUCAUGAUGUAUGUCAUUUGGGCUGCUCUGACUUUUGCAUCAAUACAGAUGCUGGGCAUGCUAUGCGCCUGUGUAGUGCUGUGCAGGAGGAGUCAUGACCCAGCUUAUGAGUUGCUGGUCACAACCAACAGCUACGCGUGAAGAGGAUACAGUCAGCUAAUGCAGACAGAGAGCAUCACCGGAUACGUCCACAGUAGAUUAAUUACAGCAGUUAGUUAUAUAAGCUCAAGCACACCUUGCACAACUCAUGAAAUACUUGUAGCGAACACUGGUUAUAAGGUUGAGGUAAAAGGAGAGGGUGCUACAGGGGGAAACCAAUAUGUUAUUUAUUGACAAGCUUUGUAAGUUAUUGAUUUUCUUUUAUUUAUUUUUUUACAUUUUUAAAAACACAUCCUUCAAAAGGCCAAAGUUGUACAUGGCUAACUGAUAUCAUUGAUGUUGAUGCUCGAGUGUUGUUUUUCAAUUGCGUCACAUAAAAGAGACCAUUUUGCUCUCUGUUUUUAGGAACACAUUGGGUUCAUGUUGCAUUUAUUGUUUCAAUAUUCUUCUAAGAUUGCGCUCCGUUUUCGAAAUGGCAACUUUUUUGCAACUCCGAUGAAUUGAAAAUUUGGGAUUUUGGAAUUGGGAUCCAAUAUUUUGUUUUCUUUUGUGAUAUAGUCAUCCAGGAAACUAUAAUCAAAAGUUAGGUAGUUGUUUUUUAAAGGAAGCCAUAGAGUUAAACACUGGCAUGGGAGGGGGUGGACGAGUGGGGAUAGCAAACAUUACAUUGAUGUCUGCUCUAUAUAUAAUUAUGUAGAAAAUACUUUGUCUACUUUUUGUGUACAAAAGGCAGAAAUUUGUCUUUGGCUUGCAUGUGUAAAAAACUGCUAGUAAAAUGGGUACAUUAAAAUACAGCAUAGCACGUCCAGACAGUACACAUUAAAACACAUUAGCAUAAAAACACAAUAGAAGUUACAUUAAAGGAGCACCAGGUACUCGAGCCUCCGUGAAGUUGGCACCCCAUGUAAUCACAUGAUUAAAAAUAUUAUCAUUCAUUACUGCAGCGUUUGUACUGAUUUGUGCUGUAAAAAACUAUUGUUUGUGCUGUAAUGGUUUUUGAGAUAUUAAGCAUUAUAUUUUAUAGGCGGUGGCGGUGCAGUGGUUAGCGCGGUCACCUCACAGCAAGGGUUUGAACCCCAGGGUUGUCGUCUCAGGUCGUCCUCUGUGUGGAGUUUGCAUGUUCUUCCUGUGUCUGUGUGGGUUUCCUCCCACAGUCCAAAGACAUGUAGGUCCGGUGAAUUAGCUGUACUAAAUUGUCCCUAGGUGUGAAUGUGUCGGCCCUGUGAUGGCCUUGCGGCCUGUCCAGGGUGUCUCCCUGCCUGCCGCCCAAUGACUGCAGGGAUUGGUCCAGCAUCCCCGCAACCCCGAUUGAGAUAAGCGGCUUGGGUAAUGGAUGGGUGGAUAUUUUAUAGGCUCUGAUGUCACCCUGCACCCCAUUAUCAUCCAGAUCGUUCAAAACUGUUCUUGUUUGUUCGUGCUCAGUAUUUGCCCGUUUGUGCCAUUAAAAGAAACAUCUGUGCUCUUUCAGUAUUUUAGAUAUUUGCCAAAGCAAUGACGUCACUCUGCACCCCAUUGUCGUCCAAAUUGUCCCAACCCGGUCUCGUUUGUUUAUGCUUGGUUUGUUCCUAUUUGUGCUGUUAAAAGAAACAUUUGUGCUCUUUUAGUUCUUCACAUAUAUGCCUAGAACAAUACUUUUUAAACAUGUGACUUCAUUUUGCACCCCAUUGUUGUCCAAAUAGUUUUAAAACUGGUCUCGUUGUUUGCACUGCGUCAGUGCCAUUUCUGGAGACUCGUAACUUACCAGGCAUGACUGUCCACCUCUCUCAGCCAGGGGUCAGGAAUAGCAACAACAUGUAGAAAUUGUAUCAAAUCGCUGAAUGUUUUGGCGUUGCAUUUUGGGUAUCAGGAAGCUGUUUUGUCAAGACCGUGUGCUGCCAACAGAAAUAAUUCUAGACUUUGUGUGUUCAGUUCUCCAGUAGGUCAUGGGGAACAAAUGCUCACCUAUAUUCCAAACUUAAAAUAAUAAACAAAUCAGGCGCUAUUCACGUGAUAGCAAGACUGAUUGCAAUGAAAAUGAAAUUGCCACAUGCUUUUUUUGUGUGUUUAUGCUGAAUGGCUAAUGAAUUAAUCAGAAUUUUUGAAUGGCAUUAUUAAAGAGAAUGACUGCAUCGACUCUAGGAAUUGUGAGUCAAAUAAUCUUGCCUGCCAGCACAGGACAACACAGGACACACAACGUCCAUUUAAGCAUACACGUAGCUUUGUGGUUAGAGCGUGCUCUGUGUGCAGGAGGUUCGGGCUCAUUACGUUGUCAUUUUAAAAUGUUUUGAGUAAUCAACAAAUUAUUCUUAUUUUGAUCAGAUGCCAAGGAAGCCAGCUUGUCAUAAAGCUGAUAUUGUGAAAAUCAACUUAUCUUCUAGGGAAGAUGUAGUUAAAGGCUAGUAUAUAGCACCUCCCUCAGAAAAAGUGUGGACACACCUGAGUCAGCUACUCCACAACAAAAUCUCGCCAAAGGCUUUAUCUACAUUUGUAAAAUCAAACAGGCACAAUACAUGGGAAAUCCUGGGCUACAAUGAUGAUAAACAAGUCUAAGGUAUGCAUAGAGAG
This is a messenger RNA of Lampris incognitus (smalleye Pacific opah), 3323 nucleotides long. RefSeq names its product tetraspanin-3-like. Gene Ontology annotation, cellular component: membrane. The record is from RefSeq and is a predicted model, not a curated record. Gene Ontology annotation, biological process: protein localization to plasma membrane; regulation of vascular endothelial growth factor signaling pathway; protein maturation. NCBI's taxonomy places the organism in Eukaryota, Metazoa, Chordata, Actinopteri, Lampriformes, Lampridae. Bases 60 to 821 code for a protein of 253 amino acids. The transcript is spliced from 7 exons.